AUGGACCGUCGCAUAGGCUCGCUUGCCGUUCUAUUACUCCUGUCAGCUACCGUCCCUCUGUCACAAUCAUGGCUCGUGCGAUGCCCUGCGAUCUUCAGCAACCCCGUCGUCAGUGUUAUCCAGGCGACGAUGCGAGGCGACAAGAAGAAGGCCGAUACAACGCAAAUGGCGGACGGCACCCUCAAGAUUACUGUAUUCUCGAGCACCAAGGGCACGGACAUCAAAUUCGAGCUUACCUCCAACGAUCUCUACUUUCCGCUCUUCAAAACGCUCAACUACGGCCCCGCGGGAGCAACCGGCGACGCUAUUCUGACCAUUCCGGGUACGCCCACGAUCGCACUGCGCGCCGAUGGCAUCACGUACAAGUCGGUCGGGUGGAUCAAGCAGGCGGAUUCCGCCAAGGCGAGCAACGGGCAAACGGUUACGAACGUUUUGAAGCAGCUUGAUUUAAACCCCGCCAACUAUUACGUGCAAGUGUCGGCGUUUAAGUUCCUGGGCAACAUUCGCGGGCAGCUGCAACGAGGAAUGUUCGUUCCGUGCAUGUCGCUUAACCCGCUUCGCGCGCGAUCGCGCUCCGUCUCCCCUCCCGCUUCCCCCUCCGUCCCCUCCGCUUCCGCCACUAUGCCCUCCGCGAAGCUCGCGGACUUCGGUCUGUCGCUCGCUCUGCGACCGGGGCAGCGCGUGGUGGGGUACGCGGGAAGCUUCCCAUACGAGGCGCCCGAGGUGCUGGCUAAUAAAGCGUACGACCAAUCAGCGGACAUCUUCAGCCUCGGCGUGACGCUCUACGCGAUGCUCUCGGGCACGUGGCCCGCCUUCCACCGCUCGCGAUGCCUCGACGACGCGGUCGACUGGGAGUUACCAUGCUGGCGAAAGGUUUCGGAGGUGGCGAAGGAUUUGAUUCGCUGGAUGGUUUCGCCGCUCCCGCACAUGCGCCCGACCGUGGACGAGGUGCUUGCGCACCCCUGGUUCGCGCUCCCCAUCGGCUUCCCCGCGCAACCCGCGAGCCCCCGCAGCGUUGUCCGCACCUUCCGCACCUGGCGACGCGAGCGGUCGCUGAAGCAGGAAGAGGAGAGGCAGGCAGCUCAAAAGGAGGCUUCGCAGAAAGUUCGUCCGGUAGAAGAUGCUGCGCGCGGCGUGCAUGACACUGGCGGUUGUCGCGGCGACCAUCUCGGCGACGCUUCCAAGGCCGGACGCGUGGACAUUAUUGGUUAUCAGCGGCCCGUGCUGUCCGUGCGAUAA
Closterium sp. Naga37s-1 is the source of this 1239-nucleotide messenger RNA. The record is from the annotation of a GenBank genome assembly. NCBI's taxonomy places the organism in Eukaryota, Viridiplantae, Streptophyta, Zygnematophyceae, Desmidiales, Closteriaceae.